This is a messenger RNA of Prunus mume (Japanese apricot), 1143 nucleotides long. Lineage: Eukaryota; Viridiplantae; Streptophyta; Magnoliopsida; Rosales; Rosaceae. The record is from RefSeq and is a predicted model, not a curated record.
AUAUAUAAUCUGCAGCAAGAAGAUGAUGGACAGACACCAGUCGAAAGGUUCGUGUCUGGAGAUGGUAUUGACAAUGUAAGAGGGAGGGUCCUCGGUGGCACGAGCAUGAUCAAUGCCGGGGUCUACGUAAGAGCUAACACCUCGUUCUUUAAUCAAACAGGGAUUGAAUGGGACAUGGAUCUGGUUAAUAAGACAUAUGACUGGGUUGAAGACACUAUUGUGUUCAAGCCGGAUUUCCAAUUUUGGCAAAAUCUUACAGGAACUGCAUUCUUGGAGAUUGGUAUUCUUCCAGACAAUGGAUUUAGUUUGGAUCACAUUGAAGGAACUAGACUCACCGGCUCAACUUUCGACAACAACGGAACCAGACAUGCAUCUGAUGAACUGCUUAAUAAAGGAGACCCAAACAACCUGCGAGUUGCAGUUCAUGCCGCAGUAGAGAAGAUCAUCUUCUCUUCCAAUUCAUCAGGUAUGACAGCUAUAGGAGUUAUAUAUACUGAUUCGAACGGAACGACUCAUCAGGCAUUUGUACGUGGUGAGGGAGAAGUUAUAUUGAGUGCAGGGCCAAUUGGGUCCCCCCAACUUCUACUACUUAGUGGUGUUGGCCCAGAGUCUUACCUAACAUCUCUCAACAUUUCAGUUGUUGCUUCCCAUCCAUAUGUCGGGCAGUAUAUAUAUGACAAUCCUCGUAAUUUCAUUAACAUUUUGCCCCCAAAUCCAAUAGAACCCUCAACUGUGACCGUUCUAGGCAUCACAAGCGACUUCUACCAAUGUUCUCUAUCAAGCUUGCCAUUUUCUAUUGCACCCUUUAGUUUUUUUCCUAAUCCAACUUAUCCCCUGCCAAAUACGACUUUCGCUCACAUUGUUAACAAAGUUCCGGGACCAUUAUCUCAUGGUACUGUCACGUUGCAAUCAACCUCUGAUGUGCGAGUCGCUCCAAAUGUCACAUUCAACUACUAUUCGAAUUCAACGGACCUUGCUCAUUGUGUUAGCGGCAUGAAGAAGAUUGGUGAAUUCUUGAGCUCAGACGCAUUAAAACCAUAUAAAGUGGAAGAUUUGCCGGGCAUAGAUGGUUUUGAUAUUUUGGGAAUACCUUUGCCAGAGAACCAGACAGAUGAUGCAGCCUUCGAAACAUUUUGCCAAGAG